Messenger RNA from Heterocephalus glaber (naked mole-rat), 2773 nucleotides. It is a transcript of the gene Hoxb4, whose product is annotated as homeobox B4. NCBI's taxonomy places the organism in Eukaryota, Metazoa, Chordata, Mammalia, Rodentia, Bathyergidae. Gene Ontology annotation, biological process: embryonic skeletal system morphogenesis; positive regulation of transcription by RNA polymerase II; anterior/posterior pattern specification. Gene Ontology annotation, molecular function: RNA polymerase II cis-regulatory region sequence-specific DNA binding; DNA-binding transcription factor activity, RNA polymerase II-specific. The record is from RefSeq and is a predicted model, not a curated record. Gene Ontology annotation, cellular component: nucleus; nucleoplasm.
GCUGGAGGAGUGGCUAGGUGAAGGGGGAUAGACGGACUGACUGACGCGGUCAAGCUAACAGCGCAGCUAAAUGCGACUUGGAAGGCGAGGUCUCCCCGAAUUAGUGCAUGCAUUUUCUAUCGAUCCGCUAGCGCUUCCAUUCAUCUCUGACAAGUCCCUCCGCGCACCCGCCCUCCUGCUCCCCACGCCUCCUGGCUCACCCCCUACCCCUCCUCAUCUGGCUGCAGAGAAAAGCCCCAAGCUCAGCGCCCCUCGCCCCCAGUGGGCUCCCCAUUUCGAGGAGGAGCCCCCAGUCCACCAGCCACUGAACUCCCCACGCGGACGCCGGGCGCACGGGCUCCCUCUCUCCCCAGGGAGGAGAUGGAGCCCUUUGGAAGGCACCGAAUGCCAGGCAGAGGUGAGGCAGGACAGGAGGGGCUACAUCGGGAACCCCAACUUCGAGGGCGGGCAUGCGGGGAUCGUGCUCUGCCCUGCGACCCAGCAAGCAGGCCCUCGGUCGCAACCUGCUCGCCCUCGCUUUCUCCUGCGCUCUGUGCCUCUCCGAUCUCCGGGAGACCGCGGCGAGGAGGGGUCGCCCUGCAGGAGCCCUAUGUAAAUCCUGGUGUCGGCUGGGUGGGGAGGGGGAAGCGAAGAAGGGAAAUAAACCUCUUUGGCUGGAGUAGGGUCUGGGUGAGCAGAUUUCCUUAUCCGGGAAUCGCAGGCGGGGUGGCCAUUGGCUCGGAGGAUCACGUGGGGCCCUAACUUUGUUCACUUGACAGUAAGUAGGAGGGCUUUCGGAAACAGGAAAACGAGUCAGGGGUCGGAAUAAAUUUUAGUAUAUUUUGUGGGCAAUUCCCAGAAAUUAAUGGCUAUGAGUUCUUUUUUGAUCAACUCAAACUAUGUCGACCCCAAGUUCCCUCCGUGCGAGGAAUAUUCACAGGGCGAUUACCUACCCAGCGACCACUCGCCCGGGUACUACGCCGGCGGCCAGAGGCGAGAGAGCAGCUUCCAGCCGGAGGCGGGCUUCGGGCGGCGCGCGGCGUGCACCGUGCAGCGCUACGCGGCCUGCCGGGCCCCUGGGCCGCCGCCGCCGCCGCCGCCGCCGCCCCCUCCCGGACUGUCCCCUCGGGCUCCCGCGCCGCCACCCACCGGGGCCCUCCUCCCGGAGCCCGGCCAGCGCCGCGAGGCGGUCAGCAGCAGCCCCCCGCCGCCUCCCUGCGCCCAGAACCCCCUGCACCCCAGCCCGUCCCACUCCGCGUGCAAAGAGCCCGUCGUCUACCCCUGGAUGCGCAAAGUUCACGUGAGCACGGUAAACCCCAAUUACGCCGGCGGGGAGCCCAAGCGCUCUCGGACCGCCUACACCCGCCAGCAGGUCCUGGAGCUGGAGAAGGAAUUUCACUACAACCGCUACCUGACGAGACGCCGGAGGGUGGAAAUCGCCCACGCGCUCUGCUUGUCCGAGCGCCAGAUCAAGAUCUGGUUCCAGAACCGGCGCAUGAAGUGGAAAAAAGACCACAAGUUGCCCAACACCAAGAUCCGCUCGGGCGGCACCGCCGGCGGCGCAGCCGGAGGGCCCCCUGGCCGGCCCAACGGAGGCCCCCCCGCGCUCUAGUGCGCCCCCCAAGCUGCAGCGACGGACCUGGGGGCGGGGGCGCGCCGCCAGCGCGGAUGGGGGCGCAGGGGGUGCGGAGCGGCCGGCCUGGGCCCCCACAGCCUACCUGACCUCCCCCCACUUCGUCUAUGUAUGAAUAAACGCGGAGGAGGAGGGGUAGGGGAGCUUUAUUUAUAGAAAUGACAAUAGGGGGCCGGGCGAGGCCCCCCCCCAGAAGCAAGAUCCAAUCUCUUGCUUUCUUCCUUUAAAAAAAGAAAAGAAAAAAGGAAGAAGGAAGAAAGAGAAAGAGAAGUAGGAGGAGGCUGCAGCUCUUCGUUUGCAGCUUUGGCGAAGAUGGAUCCACGUUUCAUCUUUAAUCACGCCAGGCCCGGCCCAUCUGUCUUGUUUACUCCACCGAGGAGAGAGGAGAGGACGGCCUCGCCUCGGCCUCGGUGGCGACCGUUACCUCGACACUCAGCUAACAAAUGAGGCCGGCCAGGCCGCCCCUCUGCUGCUGCCGCUGCCGCUGGAAGACAGCCUGGAUGUUCUUUCUUUGUCCCCCUCCUGACUCCCAGCGAAACCACCCCGUGACUGCCAGAUAGCCCAGUGUUGUGGCCACGGUAACAAACAAACACACACGACCUCGCUCCUCCUGCGUGCCUGUUCACAGGGGACAAUUGACUGCUCGCCCCCUGCUCCCACUCUGGGGUGGAUGAGGGCCAGGAGGAUGGGGACACGUGGGGAAGGGGCGGCCUUGACAACGCAGGGGCAGGCAGGGAAACUGAGUCCAAGCAUAAAAAGAUUCACCCAGACGACCAAGUGCGGAGCCAUGCUUGGCAGGGCUGGGGUCUGGGCUCUACCCUCUGGCCAAUCCAGAGUUGUAAGGCAGAGGCCUCUCUCUUAAACUGAAAAUGAAUGUGAAACUAGGAAAUAAAAUGUGGCACUCCCGCUCAGGGAGGCCGACUUGUGAGUCCUCUCCCUUAGCUUAUCCUUGUGCAUUGUUUAUUAUUAUUAUUAAUAUUAUUAUUACGAUUAUUUUUUGUCAUGUGCGUCCUCUCUCCUGUCCUCUCUCUGACAUUCCAAACCAGGCGCCUUCCUACCCCUCUGGGGCCGCCUGGAGUCUAGAACCUUUCCUUGGCGUGAACAUUUGUGUCCUGUACAGAGUGACAAUAGAAAUAAAUGUUUGGUUUCUUGUGACCGCCA